AUUAACAAACCAUUCGUUAGUUCACUACUGCUUUAGUUUCCGGUUCUGACUAGUUUCAACUACUACGAAUCAAACAUUUAAACAAUGUCCUACAAUAAUUCUGGUCCUCAGGGUUAUAGGGAAUUUGAUCCCGAAUCAGGCGACGGACUUGGAAGAAAGAAGUCCCUUAUCAGACCUGAAAGAACACGUAUUAACCAAAACCACCCUCGAUAUCAUUACACCCAGGUCACCAAUCAAGAGUCCCAUCAUAUCAAAGUAUUACCUUCUUCUACCGGUUUGGACCCUAUAAUUUCCAAUGAGGUAAGUCGGUCUAGAUCUCUCAGACAACAACAACUGGUUCGCGAGGAUGAGGAUGAAGGCAUACCUCUUAUGGAUAUCCAUAAUGCUUCUCCUGAUGUGAGCGCUGGCACUCCAGUGCCCAGUCAACGAGAACGAGAAUCUUCAACCACUCGUACCACAAGUAACGAUGACUUGAAAGGUGGGCGCGAAGUGUAUGGUUUGAAUGAUGAAUUUAAAGGCAAACACAAAAACAACGUUAUUGUUUCUUCGAAAAAAUUAGCUACCGAUGAUGACGAUUCCAACGCCAAAAAGAGCAAUAUUUACUUUUGGAAGGUUUAUUGUUAUGCUAUUACCUUUUGGGCUCCUCCUCCAUUGAUGAGGCUCUUUGGGUUAAAAACAAAAGAACGUCAGUUUGCUUGGAGAGAAAAAAUGGGAUUGAUUUCCUGUAUCAUUUAUGUUGGUGCUUUUGUUGCUUACUUAACUUUUGGUUUCACCAGAACUGUAUGUUCUGGUCAACAAGUUAGAACUAGAAUUAAUGAGGUUAGUUCUGGUUCUUUAAUUAUCAAUGGUAGAUCCUUUGAUUUGACCCAUUCUAGACAUCCUCCUGCUGCCAAUAUACCUGCUGGGUCGAAUAUUUUGUACCCACCAACUAAUGCUGGUGGUAUGGAUGCGUCUAUGCUUUUCCAAAAUGUCAAUGGAAAUUGUAAGAAUUUGAUUGUUCCUCGUGAUAACUGUACUAUUCCUCAUGAUGAUGAUAAUAACUUGGCUUGGUAUAUGCCAUGUCGUCUUUUUGAUCAAGAUGGUUCUACUGCUCCAAAUAUGACUGAAGAAUAUUAUGCUGGUUACGCAUGUCACACCAGUCCAACUGCUCGUCAAGCUUAUUAUAAUUUAAAAGUAGCCGGUGAUGUGUAUUUCACUUGGGAUGAUAUUAGAAACUCUUCAAGAAAUUUGGUUGUCUAUUCUGGAAAUGUUUUGGAUCUUAAUUUAUUGGAUUGGAUUCAAAGUGAUGAUGUUACUUACCCAGAUUUAUUUACUAAAUUGAGAAAUGAUAACACUUAUCAAGGGUUGGAUAUUUCUUUAGUUUUAACUGACGCACAUGAACGUCAAGCUGCAAGAUGUUUAUCGGAAAUUAUCAAAGUUGGAACCGUUGACUCUGAUACUAUUGGAUGUAUUGCAUCUCAAAUUGUGUUGUAUGUUUCUUUGGUUUUCAUUUUAUCGGUUGUUUUUGUCAAGUUCGUUAUGGCCUUGUGGUUUAGAUGGGUUACUUCCCAAAAGCAGGGUGCUACUGAAUACGAUAAAAGAUCUAUGGCUUCAAGAAACAAGGAUAUUGAAAAUUGGACACGUAAUGAUAACAUGGCCAUUGGUGAUCAAAUCAAAACUGUCCCUGUUAAAGCUCGUGCAAAUUAUCGUGCUGCUAAAACAAAUAGACAAAAUGUGUUUAACCGUGCUCAAAAGUUAUCCCUUGCUCCUACCAGUGAUUUAUCCCAAUAUUAUGAUAACCCAGAAGCUCUUUCUAAAACAUUUAGAUACACAACCAUGUCCACUCAAGCGGCACUUUUAGGUCGUCAAGGUUAUAAAAAGGGUGGUCAUAAUACUAGAAAGCAAUCUACUCUUUAUUUGACCGACCAAGGAUCAUCUACUGAUUUGUUGAAUAGACCAAUGAGUACUUUCAAUCCAUUUGACGGAAUGGAUGGUUAUCCUAUCCAUGGGUUAUCUCCUGAUAUUAUCCAUCCUGAUAUUAUUCCUCAACCACCUGUUGAAUAUCAGCCAUUUGCAUAUCCUCUUGUUCACACUAUGACUUUAGUUACAUGUUAUUCUGAAGAUGAAGAAGGUAUUAGAACUACCUUGGAUUCUAUUGCUACUACUGAUUAUCCAAAUUCUCACAAGUUGAUUGUGGUUAUUUGUGAUGGUAUUAUUAAGGGUUCUGGAAAUGAUGAAACUACCCCAGAUAUUGUAUUGGGAAUGAUGCAAGAUUUGACUAUCCCCAAGGAUGAAGUUAAGGCUUAUUCUUAUGUUGCUGUUGCUCAAGGUAGUAAGCGUCAUAAUAUGGCCAAGGUUUAUGCUGGUUUCUACAAGUACGAUGACGAUACUAUUCCUCAAGAUAAACAACAACGUGUUCCUAUGAUUACUAUUGUUAAAUGUGGUGCUCCUGAAGAAGCCGGUGCUGCCAAGCCUGGUAACAGAGGUAAGCGUGAUUCUCAAAUUAUUUUGAUGUCAUUUUUACAAAAGGUUGUAUUUGAUGAAAGAAUGACUAGUUUGGAAUACGAAAUUUUACAAAAUAUUUGGCGAGUCACUGGGUUGAUGACAGAAUUUUAUGAAAUUGUUCUAAUGGUUGAUGCCGAUACUCGAGUUUAUCCUGAUUCUUUAACUCAUAUGGUUGCUGAAAUGGUUAAGGAUCCUCUGAUUAUGGGAUUGUGUGGUGAAACAAAGAUUUCCAACAAGCUUCAAUCGUGGGUUACUGCCAUUCAAGUUUUUGAAUAUUAUAUUUCACAUCAUCAAGCCAAGGCGUUUGAAUCUAUCUUUGGUGGGGUUACUUGUUUACCAGGUUGUUUCUGUAUGUAUAGAAUCAAGGCUCCAAAGGGUUCAGAUGGGUAUUGGGUUCCUAUUUUGGCCAAUCCUGAUAUUGUGGAAAGAUAUUCUGAUAACGUUGUUGAUACUUUGCAUAGAAAGAAUUUGUUGUUGUUGGGUGAAGAUCGUUAUCUUUCAUCAUUGAUGUUGCGUACUUUCCCCAAGAGAAAGCAAGUUUUCGUACCCAAGGCUGCAUGUAAGACUAUUGUUCCUGAUAAGUUUAAGGUGUUGUUAUCCCAACGUCGUAGAUGGAUUAACUCCACUGUGCAUAAUUUAAUGGAAUUGGUUUUGGUUAAUGAUUUAUGUGGUACAUUCUGUUUCUCGAUGCAAUUUGUUAUUUUUAUUGAAUUGGUGGGUACUUUGGUUUUACCAGCUGCUAUUACGUUUACCUUUUAUGUUGUUGUGGUUGCAAUUAUAUCCAAGCCUACUCCAAUUAUGUCCCUUGUCUUAUUGGGUGUUAUUUUUGGUCUACCUGGGUUACUUAUUGUGAUUACAAUUUCUUCAUUGUCAUACAUUUUUUACUUUUUCGUUUAUCUUUUUGCCUUGCCAAUUUGGAACUUUGUUUUGCCAAGUUAUGCCUUCUGGAAGUUUGAUGAUUUCAGUUGGGGUGAAACCAGAACUGUUGCUGGUGGUGAUAAAGGAGACCAUUCUACCGUGGAAGGUAAGUUUGAUCCAAGUAAGAUUGUUAUGAAGAGAUGGCGUGAAUGGGAACGUGAUCGUCGUAAUGAUGAAAGCAGAAUGUUGGCAGGAGCAGUGGGGAAUAAUUUGAGUAUUCCUUCGGCUGCCUGGAAUCCUGCAAAUUCAAAUGCAGACCAAGUUAAGGAAGAUUAUUCACAAUAUUCUUCAUCGGGAUCAAAUUAA
Messenger RNA from Spathaspora passalidarum NRRL Y-27907, 3708 nucleotides. RefSeq names its product chitin synthase (gene CHS3). The transcript has a single exon. Gene Ontology annotation, molecular function: chitin synthase activity. Lineage: Eukaryota; Fungi; Ascomycota; Pichiomycetes; Serinales; Debaryomycetaceae. The coding region runs from base 85 to 3708 and encodes 1207 amino acids. Gene Ontology annotation, cellular component: cell septum; cell periphery. The record is from RefSeq and is a predicted model, not a curated record.